AUGAAUGCUCCUACGGGUGAUGCUAAAUUAACUAUAUCUAAAGUUGAUUUACAGCAACAUGCAGGAUCAGUCACAUGUCGUCUUGAAAAUGUACAUGGCAGCCAAGAAGAAACUGUUCAUCUGAAUGUUCUUGCUGCGCCACUGAUUACAACACAACUUCCGAAACAAGAAGAAACGGUGAGUGGCAAGGAUGUGACAUUACGAGUUGUUGUUCGCGGAUCUCCACGACCGGAUGCUGAAUGGUUCUUUAAUGAUACACCAAUCACACCGGAGAAUACUUCAUAUGAUGAAGAGAAGAGUGAAUAUCAACUUCUAUUGAAAGAACCAUCUGUUACAAGCAGCGAAGGAACGUAUCGUGUUGUGUUGAAGAAUGAGCUUGGAGAAACCGAAUCAACACCAUGCCUAUUGAUUGUAUUGGAACCAGUAAAAUUGACUAAGAUCGCUCCUACAACAGAUCUUGUUGAUUUAAAGGUCGGUGAACCAUUUGAAAUUUCUGUUGACGCUGAUGGAAAAGAAGCCCCGAAAGUACAAUUAACAAAAGAUGGUAAAGAAAUGAAAUUCACAAGUGUGGAAGGUACACGACAUGUAUACUCAGUGGCAGAGGUGAAACCAGAACAUCAAGGUAUAUACAAAGUUACAGCGAAAAAUAAGACAUCAGCAGAAGAAACAGGCGUCAAUUUAAAUGUGACAGCACCGUUGAGUGUUAGUCAACCACUUGCUGAUAUCAAUGUUUUGAUGGGGCAAGGUGGCAUAUUUUCGUUCAUUUGCGAUGCAUUUCCAGCACCAAAAGUUACAUGGUUCGCGAAUGAUAAUGAAUUGAAAAAUUCGACUAAACAUAAGAUUGAAGCGAAACAAAAUCUUUUUACGUUGUCGGUAAAUAAAUGUGAUAAUGGCGAUAUUGGUACUUAUCGUGCUCAUAUGGACAACGGCAUCGAGAUAGGUGACCAAACUGCUAAACUCAAUGUUGGUACUAAGCCAACUGUUGUCGGAAAACCAGUAGAUCUUCAGGUACAAAUUGGGCAACCAGCUCGUCUUCAAGUACAAUUCACCGGGCAACCAAUACCGGACAUAACAUGGUCAAGAGUAGAUGGUCAACCACUCAGUGAACAUGUCAAAAUUGAAAAUGAUGAAAAAGGUCUUGCCGUAUUGGUAUUCGAUUCGACAAUAUUACCUGAUAAAGGUAGCUACGUAGCAAAAGCAACAAAUAUUGUUGGAUUUGUCGAACAAAAGAUCAAUUUAGAUGUCAAAGAAAUUAAACCAAUAAUUAUUCGUGAUCUUGAACCAGCAAUCAAUGCCACUAAAGGUGAACCAAUGACAUUAACUAUCGGUGCAAAUGGUAAUCCAAAACCAACAGCUCGGUUCUUCCGUGGUGUAGAAGAAAUACUUCCUAUUGAAGGUCAAAUUGAAUUCAAAGAAUCUGAAGAUGGUCAAACAUUUACAGCAACUAUUCUUAGUAUGCAGCCAAAUCAACAAGGUGAUUAUAUAGCAACUGUUCAGAAUAGCGGUGGCAUGGUGAAGAGUAAGAAAUGUAAAGUAACUGUUACAAAAACUCCAAUGUUUGUUCGUACACCACAAGAUUUAACUGUUGCAGAUAAAUCUGAAGCUGUUUUCGAAUGUGAAAUUGAUGCAUUUCCAGUUGCAAAAGUUACUUGGUCAAAAGACGGAAAACCUUUAACGGUUAAGGAUGGUGCUGAAACUCAAGCACAAACUGAUAAAGGUCUUUACACACUUCGUAUUCCUCAAAUUGAUUCAACUAAACAUAUGGGUACAAUAAUAUGUCGCGCAGAGAAUGCUAUUGGCAAUGUUGAACAUCCAUUUCAAUUGAAUAUUACAACAGCUCCAACAUGGAAGGCGCAAUUAAAAGAUAUUGAUGUUUUACGAGGACAAGAUGCAAUACUUUCAAUUGACUAUCAAGGUUAUCCAAUGCCGGAAAUCAUUUGGAAUCGUGCUGAUAAAGUGCUUGAAAGUGACAAUGAAAAAAUCAUGUUUUCAGAAGAUCGAAAACAAUUAACUAUACGUAAUGUACAAAUUGAAAGCGAAGAUGAAUAUAAUGUACGAAUCGUAAAUGAAUUUGGUGAAAUAACUAGUAAAGGAAAAUUAAAUGUCUUAGAACUUCCGGAAAUUCAACCAUUAUUGGUAGAUAAAGAUAUUCAAAUUCGUGAACAAAUCGAAUAUUCAACAACCAUAACUGGACGACCACUACCAGAAAUUCAAUGGUUGAAGAAUCAAAAACCAUUAACUGCUUCACCGCCGCAUAUUAUUAUUGAAACAGUUGAAGAAGAUGUUAUAAAAACUACACUUCGUAUUGAUAAUAUUGUAUCUGAUGAUGAUGGUACAUACACGAUACGUGCUAAAAAUCGUGCUGGUCAAAAAGAAUCAUCAUCAAAAUUAAAUGUUUUGGCUAAAUUGAAAUUUUCUAAAGCAAUUCAAGAUGAAAAUAUCAUUCAAGGACAACCAGUUACAUUUCAAUGUCAAAUAGAAGCAAUACCAAAACCAAAAGUAACAUUUUAUAUCAAUGAUCAAGAAGUAAAAUCAACAGCAAAAAUAAAAGUUGAAGCAAAAGGAGAUGUAUAUACAUUGGCAUUUUCUAAAGUUGAUUUACCUGAUAGUGGAACAAUUAAAGUUGUUGCUGACAAUGGCACAGAUAAAAGUGAAAUAACUGCAAAAUUAAAUGUUUGCUUAAAACCAAGUCUUGUUGGAAAACCAACCGAAGCUCAAGUUUCCAUUGGACAGCCAGCAAGAAUACAAUGUACUUUUACUGGUUUACCAAUGCCACAAUUGACAUGGUCACGUGUUGAUGGACAACCAUUGAAUGAAGGAAUUGAAAUAGCUAAUGAUGAAAACUCAGGCAUAGCAGCUCUAGUUUUUAAUACAACAACAAUGACUGAUAAAGGUGCAUAUCUUGUAAAAGCAACCAAUAUCGUUGGUGCUGCUGAACAAAAAGUGAAUCUUGAUGUUAAAGAAAUUAAACCAAUAAUUAUUCGUGAUCUUGAACCAGCAAUCAAUGCUACUAAAGGUGAACCAAUGACAUUAACUAUCGGUGCAAAUGGUAAUCCAAAACCAACAGCUCGGUUCUUCCGUGGUGUAGAAGAAAUACUUCCUAUUGAAGGUCAAAUUGAAUUCAAAGAAUCUGAAGAUGGCCAAACAUUUACAGCAACUAUUCUUAGUAUGCAGCCAAAUCAACAAGGUGAUUAUAUAGCAACUGUUCAGAAUAGCGGUGGCAUGGUGAAGAGUAAGAAAUGUAAAGUAACUGUUACAAAAACUCCAAUGUUUGUUCGUACACCACAAGAUUUAACUGUUGCAGAUAAAUCUGAAGCUGUUUUCGAAUGUGAAAUUGAUGCAUAUCCAAAUGCUAAAGUAUCAUGGAUUCGUGAUGGUAAACCAUUGAAUGUUAAAGAUGGUGUUGAAACUCAAGCACAACCUGAUAAAGGCAUCUAUACACUUCGUAUUCCUCAAACUGAUUCAAUUAAACAUAUGGGUACAAUAAUAUGUCGCGCAGAAAAUGCUAUUGGCAAUGUUGAACAUCCAUUUCAAUUGAAUAUUACAACAGCUCCUGCAAUAAAAACACAAUUAAAAGAUCUUGAAACUUUACGAGGAUUAGAUGCCAUAUUUAUUGUUGAUGUUCAAGGCUAUCCCUUACCGGAAUUAACAUGGCUCCAUGGAGAAGAACAAUUAAUUGAAUCAAACGAUAAAUAUACUUGGUCCGAUGAUCAACAUCGUCAAUUAGUAAUUCAUAAUGUUCAAGUAACAGAUGAAGAUGAAUAUUAUGUUCGAAUACGUAAUGAAUUCGGUGAAGUUACAAGUAAAGCUAAACUUUCAUGUUUAAUUACGCCAAGAAUAUCGCCUGCUACUGUGGAUGAUACAAUAUUACAACGUGGCGAUGAAAUUGAAUAUCAAUUUGAAAUCGAAGGUCGUCCACAAGUUGAUGUAACAUGGUCCAAGAAUGGAAAAGAACUUAAAUUAAAUGAAAAUCCAAAUUAUAUCUUUACAUCUGAUAAAGAAAACAAUAAAGAAAUAUUUAAAAUUGUUAAAGCUGAUGGUGAUGAUCAAGCACGUUAUACAUUACAAAUUAAAAAUAAAGUUGGCAAAAUCGAAGUCAAUAUAAAUAUAAUUGUUAAGGCUAGUUUACAAUUUGUUAAAAAACUUACUGAUGUUGCAGCAACUGUUGGACAACCAGUUACAUUUUCAUGUGAAUGUUUUGGUUUGCCAAAACCAACAGCAACUACUUGGUAUUUCAAUGAUGUUGAACUCAAAGGAACAGCUAAAUAUAAAAUUGAAUCGAAAUAUCCAUUAAUGAAUUUAACUGUUAAUAAAACAGAUAUCGCUGAUAUUGGUAAAUAUCGUGUCGUUGUUACCAAUGUCGAACAAACAAUUGAAAAUCAAGCUGAUCUCUUAGUACAAACAAAACCGAAAUUAGAAGGUAAACCACAAGAUGCACAACCAAUUAUCGAAGAAACAGCAAGAAUACAAUGUAAAUUCUCUGGUUCACAACCAUUAACUGUAACUUGGCUAAAGAAUGGUGAACCAUUAUCGUUACCAAAUGAUAAUAUUGAAGUUAUUAGUGAAGCUGAUACAGGUGUUCAAGCACUCGUUUUUAAAUGUGUUUAUAUUGAAGAUAAAGCAAAUUAUACAGUUCAAGUUGCAAACAUGGUUGGACAAGCUGAAGGCAAAAUGAAUUUAACACCUAAAGAAAUUAAACCAACCAUAGUCACUGAUCUUGAAGGAAAAACUGUUGAGAAAGGUGCACUAUGUGAAUUGUCAAUCGUUGCUGAAGGUAAACCUCUACCACAAUGUAAAUGGGCAUUUAACAAUCAAGAUUUGACAUUAAUUCCUGGUGAAAUCGAAUCAGUAGUUGACGAAAAUGAUAAACGGAUAUAUUACUUACGAAUUCCUUCGACUCAACCAAAACAUAUCGGUGAAUAUUCAUGUACUCUAUCGAAUGGUGGCGGAAGUGUUAAAUCGAAAAAAGUGAAAGUAUCAUGUGAAAAAUCUCCACAAUUUGCUUCUGAAUUUGGUAAACCCGUACAAACUAUACAAGGUGAAGAUGCAAGAAUUGAAUGUUCAAUCGAUGCUUAUCCAUUGCCCAACUUCACUUGGAGUCGAGGAUCUGAUGAAAAUAGUCUAUCGGAUAAAGAUGCUAAUUAUUCUAUAGCUUUUGAUACUGAUCAAAAUGCAUCAGUAUUAUUAAUAAAACAAGUUAAAAAAUCUGAACAUGAAGAUGAAUAUGUAUGUCAUGCAACGAAUGAAUUUGGUACAGCUAAUAUGCGCACAAAAUUAAUUGUCCUUAUUCGACCUUACUUUAUUGAGCCAUUGAAAGAUACUCAAUGUCAUGAAUUUACAGAACAAUAUGCUAUUGAAUAUCAAGUUGAUGCUUAUCCUGAGCCAACAAUAGAAUGGACAAGAAAUGAUGAAAUCAUUUUACCAACAUCGAAUGAAUUCCGUAUUGAAAAGAAUCGUUUAGUUAUAUUAGAAACAAAAUUAGAACAUACAGGAAAAUAUGGUGUUAAACUAACAAAUGAGGUUGGUGAAGUUGAAUCGUCUAUGCAAUUAACAGUCAAUGAAAGACCUAUUGAAAUAGGUAAACAUCUUGUUGAUACAAUCGGUGUAGAAAAGGGCCUUAUUACACUUGAGUGUGUAUUUACAAAACCGAUUGAAGGUGUUAAAUGGUUUAAAAAUGGUGCAGAAUUACCAGAUGAUGCGCGUUUUGUUCGUAAAGGUGAGCCAAAUCAACGUUACUUUCAAUUAGAAGUCAAUACAUUAACACUUGAUGAUACUGGAGAAUUCUCUUGUAUUUACAAUGAUGGAAUAAAUUCAAAAGCAACAUUAACAGUUAAUGAAUUACCAAUUGAUUUUGAACAACCAUUAUCGAAUCAAUCAUUAACGGAAUAUGAUACAUUAACACUUGAGUGUACUGUUACAAAACCGGAUAAACAAGUUAAAUGGUAUUUUGAUAGCCAAGAAUUAAAACCUGAUGAUCGAUGUCGAUUUGAAAAUGAAGGAAAAGUUCAUCGAUUAAUUAUCAAUAAUGUGUCACCAAAUGAUGAAGGAAACUAUGAUGUUAUUACAGAAAGUGAUAGAAAGAGUUCAGCAUUUGUUGGCGUUAAAGAAAUUCCUGUUGUAUUCGUUCGUCCAUUAACUGAUAUUGAUGUUCAAGAACGCUCAUCCGAAAUAGUUCUUGAAUGUGAAUUAAACAAAUGUGUUCAUGUCGAAUGGUAUCGUUUUGCAACACAAUUAACAUCAACUACCGAUGAUCAACGUAUAUUUAUUGAACAAAAUGAUUUAGUAUAUCGAUUAAUAAUAAAAAAUAUUCAAAUGGAUGAUCAAGGAACAUAUACAUGCCUUUAUCCAUCACAACGUGUUGAUUCAACAUGUAAAGUACAUGUUAAUGAAUUGCCAUUAGCUUUUGUACAAGGCUUAAAUGAAGAAUAUAUCGUAACUGAAAAUGAUGAUUUAAUAUUAAGCGUUGAAUUAAAUAAAAUGACUCCAUUGAAAUGUGAAUGGCUUAAAGAUGGUCUUCCAAUUGAAAAUAAUGAACAUGCUAAAAUGACUGUUCAAGGUGAAAGAUAUCAAAUAAAAUUACUUGAUGUUAAAGUUGAUGAUCAAGCAAAAUAUACUUUCCGCAUCAAUGAAGUUAAUCUUGAAGGAAAUACAAAUGUUAAAAUAAAUGAAAUACCUAUUUACUUUACACGUCCAUUAAAAGAUACAUCCUCGAUUGUAGAAAAAACAACUGACUAUCGUUUUGAUUGUGAAAUUAAUAAAGAAAACAAGAUUGCACAAUGGUUUAAAGACGAUGAACAACAAGCAUUAACAUCAAAUGAUGAAGUUCUAGUACAAUCUCAAGGACGUAUACAUUCUUUAAUAUUUAAUACAAUUAAAUUAACGCAUGCAGGCAAAUACACAUGUCAAUUUACAGAAGAUAUCAAAUCUAUUGGUGUACUUCAAGUUGACGAGGCUGCGACUGACUUUGAUAUUGCUUUACAAAAUGUUACACUUAAUGAAGAUGAACCACUUAUAUUAGAAUGUAUUCUUACAAAAGAUCGACCUGACGAUCAAGUCAAUUGGUUAUUCAAUGGCGAACCUUUGUUGAUCGAUCAAGAACGUGUUAAAACAACAAAAGUUGGUCCGAUUGUUAAGUUAACUAUAGAUGAAUGUCAAUUGAGUGAUGAAGGGCGUUAUCAAGCAGAAAUUAAUAAUAAAACAAGCAAAGCCUUGGUCACUGUUAAAGAGAAAAAGAUUCAAUUUACUAGCCCACUCAAAGAUGUUGAAUUCGAUGAAUGGUCUAAAUGUAUUCUUGAAUGUGAAGUCAACAAACGUAAUGCUGAAUGUCACUGGUAUAAGGAUAUAAUGGAAAUUCGUCCAAAUGAUCAUUAUCAAUUUGAAGUUGAUAAUAAAACACAACGUUUAAUUAUCAAUCGUCUCGAAUUGGAUGAUGCAUCUAGUUACAGUUGUGUUUUUCGACAAGAGAAAACAUCAGGAAAAUUAACUGUUAAAGAAUUAGCUUAUGAAUUCGUUCGUCCAUUAGAAGAAACUAGAACAUUUGUGGAAAAACAAGAAUUAGUACUCGAAUGUGAAACAAAUAAACCAUUGAGAGAUAAUUUAGCCAUAUGGACACGUGACGGACAAGUUCUAACACAUAAUCCAAUGGAUGGUAUACUUAUUAAAACAACUGAUAAAGUUCAUGUGUUAACGAUUUAUGAAACGAAAAUGAAAGAUCACGGAAAAUAUUCGUGUACAAUAAAAGAAGCCAGUACAACAUGUCAAGUUGUUAUGAACGAAGCGCCAGUUGAAUUUAUUCGUCCACUUGAAAACUUAACAGUUACAGAAGGUCAACCACUACGAUUAAGCUGUACGUUGAGUAAAGACAAUUGCCAAGUUACAUGGGUAAAAGAUGAUGAAGAAAUUAAAAUAAACGAAGAAGAAGAAAGUCGAUAUGUUAUCACAAAUGAUGCACGAGCUUAUCGAUUAGAGAUGAAAGAAUCUAAAAUGACUGACGCUGGAACGUAUACUAUUAAAGUUGAAGAUAAAGAACUAUCAUGUCAAGUUGUUAUUACUGAGGCUCCAAUCGAAAUCAUUAUUCCAUUAAGUGAUAAAACGUGUAUGGAAGCUACAGCUGAAUUUUCAGAAUUUUAUGUUGAAUUAAAUAAACCAAAAGUUAAUCUUAUUUGGAAAUGUGACGAUGAACCAAUUGAUUUCACUAAUCCAAAAUAUUCUACACGUAAUGAACAAACGAAAUAUACAUUAGUUAUUCGUGAUAUUGAAUUAUCCGAUGAAAAAGCUUAUUCAUGUCAAGUUAGCAGUGGUGCAUCAGCACGUGUUAAAUCUUCAGCGCAUUUAACUGUUGACGAAUUGCAACCUGAAUUCGUUUUAACAACAACAAUAUUACAAGAUCGUGAAUGUUUUGAAGAUGAAACUGUCGAGUUUGAAUGUGAAUUAAAUAAAUCGAAAUGGAAAAAGACUGGUCAAACAAUUAUGUGUAAAUGGUUUCGUAAUGUUGAUCGAGAAAUACGAACAACAGCUAAAUAUUCAAUGGAACGUUCAGGACCAAUACAAAAGUUAAUUAUUCAUAAUGCACAAUUUGAAGAUGAAGCAGAAUAUCGUUGUGUUAUUAUGGAUAAUUUUGUCAGUGCUAAACUUACUGUCAAUGAAAUUCCUGUAACAUUCACUCAAUUACUCGAAGAUGUCAACAUCAUUGAACGAGAAACAGUUACAUUUCAAUGUGAAAUAUCUAAAACGAAUUCAACACGUACGAGUGCAGAAAUUCCAAUACAAUGGUAUCGUGAUGGCGUUAAAAUAGUUGGUGGUGGUCGAUUUGAAAUAUCGAAAUCAUCAGGCAAUAAACGACAGACAUUAAAAAUAAUCAAUGCUAGUUUAACCGAUUCGGGUGAAUACGCUUGUACAGCUGAUACCGAUAAAAUUCGCACAGGUGCCAAUUUAACAGUUGGCGAUCUUGAAGUUCAAUUUCUUCAAACAUUACAAGAUCGUACUGUUCUCGAAGAUCAAAAUUUGGUGCUCGAAUGUAUUGUUAAUCGUACCGAUAAGCCGAUCUCAUGGUUUUUCAAUGAUCAAGAAAUUCAUCCAGGAACAAACUAUGAUAUUAAUCGUGAAAAGAAUAAAUUACGUUUAGUUGUUAAAAAUGUAACAAUGAACAAUGAAGGACAGUAUUCAUGUCGUGUAGCUGACGUUAAAACGCAAUGUCAUGUUAUUGUUGAUGAAGACACGGUUCGUUUUAUUGAACGUUUAACUGAUGUCGGAGCUAAAGAAGGUGAUUCGGUAACAUUUCAAUGUUCACCAUCGAAACUUACAUAUGUUAAAUCUAAACGCGAUAUUAAUUUUAAAUGGUUACAUAAUGGAAAAGCUAUUGAUGAAAAUCAAGAUAAAGAUAAAUAUAAAACUGAAUUUGAUAAGACAAAUAAAAUAUUAAAAUUAACAGUGAAUGAUAUACGUAAUGAAGAUAUUGGCAUAAUAACAUGUCAAGCAGAUGAAGUAACAACAAUCGGUAAAGUGGUUGUUGAAGAAGUGCCAAUUAAUUUUGUUCGUAAACCAGAAGAUCAAAUUCUAACUGAAUUACCAAAUAUUUGUUUAUUUGAAUGUGAACUAAAUCGACCAGGUGUACAAAUCAAAUGGUUGCAUAAUAAGAAACAAUUAGAUUUUCUUAAAGAUAAAAUUGAAUUUCAUAAUACAGAUACAAUUUAUCGUUUGAAAAUAUUAAAUGUUGAUGUUGAUGAUCAAGGCGAAUAUUUAUGUGUUGCACGUGAUAAGAAAGCACAAGCUUUUCUUAAAUUACAAGUAGCACCGAAAAUUCAAUCAUUUCAAACUAAUGCAAAAUUAAUUAAACGUGGUCAACCAUUAAUCAUUGAUGUUGUAUACCAUGGUUGGCCAGAACCAACUAUUGAAUGGAAUAAAACAAAUACUACAAUGAAGAAUAAAUUAAUUAAAAAUGGAAAUAGACAAAUGUCAAUUGAAAGCACGUCACGAAGUGACUCAGGUUCAUAUGAAAUAACACUUAAAAAUGAUUAUGGACAAGAUCAAAGAAGUGGUGCUAUAGAAAUUCUUGAUAAGCCAAGUAAACCAAGAAAUGUAGCCGUUAAAUUAUUGGAUGUUGGCGAAUGUGAACUAACGUGGGAAGAACCAGAAGAUGAUGGUGGUUCACCACUAACUGGCUAUUGUAUUGAAAAAUGCGAAGAACGACGAGCUGCAUCAUGGGAUGAAGUUUGCAUAAUGAGUGUUGAAGAAAGAACGGCACUUGUUAAUAGAUUACUUGAGGGAGCUAAAUAUCGCUUCCGUGCUAGUGCAGAAAAUAAAUAUGGCCGAUCAGAUCCAUGUGAAACAACUGAACCAUUACUUAUUAAAAAUCCAUUUGAUCCUCCAUCGGCACCGGAUGCUCCACUUAUUGAUGAAAUCUUUGCAACAACAUGUCGUAUUCAAUGGACACCACCAUCUAGUGACGGUGGAACACCAUUAACAGGCUAUUAUGUUGAACGUCAUUUACAAGGAGCCACACGUUGGACAAAAGUAUCAAAACAAAUAACUCCACCAGAUACAACUGAAAUAAAAGCUGAAGAACUUAUGGAAGGAAGUGAAUAUGAAUUUCGAAUAGUUGCUUGUAAUAAAGCGGGUCAAUCAGAGCCAAGUGCUCCAUCAAGAACUAUCGUAGCAAAAAAUCCAUUUGAUAAACCAGGACCACCUUCUGGAUUAACUAUUGAUGCAGUCGGUAAUGAAUGGAUUGAAUUAAGUUGGCAACCACCUAUUAAAGAUGGUGGUUCACCAAUAACCGGUUAUGUCGUUGAACGACGAACCACUUCAAAUUAUAAAUGGCAUGCUCCAACUGAUCCAAUAGAAGGUACAACGACAAAACUACAUUCAUUACACACUGGACAUAAAUAUGAAUUUCGUGUUCGAGCUCAGAAUGCAGGUGGUGUUGGCGAACCAUCAAGUCCAACAAAAGAAACUGAAAUAAAAGAACCAAUCAUUGGUGAAAAACCAAGAUUUAUUCAAGAACUUGAACCGGUCACAGUCGUCAGUGGACGACCUGUGACAUUAACUGCUCGUGUUAAAGGUGAUCCAACACCUGAAUUCAAAUGGUUGAAAAAUGAUAAUCGAGUUGUACAAGAUGAUCACUUAAAAUUGGAUAUUACUGGUGAUACAGUUAAAUUAGUAAUCACUGAAGCUGUACCGUCCGAUGCGGGUUCAUAUGAAUUGAUAGCUGAAAAUGCUCUUGGUUCAAUUGAUUGUGCAGCGAAAUUAAUCGUUCAAUCACCACCAACUAUUGUUAGUUCAACUCCAUCACCAAUCAAUGUUCCAGUUGGUCAAGUUUUAUAUAUUUCAUGUGAAGUCAGUGGUUAUCCUCGACCAGAAAUGACCUGGGAACCAGCAAAUGAUCGUUUCCGUACUGAACAAUCUGAUACAUUCGUUACUUUAUCAAUAUCAAAAGUUCGUGUCAAUGAAGGAGGAACCUAUAAAUUAGUAUUAAAAAAUGCAGCUGGUUCAGCUGAAGCAUCAUUUGAUGUUCGUAUUCAAAAUGUUCCUCAACCCGUAAGAAAUCUUACAAUUGAUAAAAUUCAAGCCGAAUCAGUUCAUAUCAAAUGGACAGCACCAUUGGAUGAUGGUGGUUUACCAAUAAAUUCAUAUUUUGUUGAAUAUCGUGAUAUGCGUCGUUCACAAUAUGUUCGAUCGGAACGUCUUUCAGGUGAAACAUUUGAUUAUCAACUUACUCGUUUAACAAAAGGAUCCAAAUAUACAGUAAGAGUAUUAGCAGAAAAUAAACUAGGUCAAUCAGAACCAACAGAAAUUAUUGAACCAUUUAUUGCUAAAAAUCCAUUUGAUGUACCAAGUGCACCACGUGAACUUAAAGUUACUGGUGUAACAAGAUCAUCUUGUCAAUUACAAUGGUUACCACCAAAUAAUGAUGGCGGAGCAGCAAUUCAAGGCUAUAUUAUUGAAAGACAAACAGAAACACGUUGGAUUCGAGCUGUACCAACAUUAGUAGAAGGAACAACUAUACAAUUAGUUGACUUAAUUGAAGGAUCUAUUUACGAUUUUCGAGUAGCAGCUGUAAAUGAAGAAGGUCAAGGUGCAUACAGUCGUCCAAGUGAAUCUGUUACUAUUAAAGAUCCAUACGAUGUUCCAACACAGCCGGGACCUAUUGACAUCAAUGAACUAACGGAUACAUCAUGUGUACUUGCAUGGAAACCACCCAUUCGUGAUAAUGGUAGUCCAGUUAUUGAAUAUAUAAUUGAACAACGUUUUAAAUCUGAUCCAUCAUUUAUACGUUUGGAAACUGAAGCACCUGUUACUGAAUGUUUUCAUAAAUUGGAAAACUUAGUUACCAAUGGUGAAUAUGAAUUUCGUGUUGCUGCACGUAAUAAAGCUGGUUUAAGUGCCUAUUCACAAACAGAUCGAAAUAUUCUUAUUCGAGCACCUCGCCAAGGUGUUGCACCACAAAUCGAAAAACUAAUUAGUCAAACACUAAAUGGAGGUACUCAAGGUCGUCUUGAAGCAACAGUUACCGGCUCACCUGAACCAGAAAUAAUUUGGUAUAGAGGUGGCCGAAAAUUACCUUUACAAACCGGACGAUAUACUUCAUCACUUGCACAAAGUCUUCUUGUUCUUUACAUAAAAGAUGUUCAAGAAAAUGAUGCUGGACAAUAUACAUUGGAAGUUCAAAAUGAAUUUGGUAGCGAUAGUAAACAAAUUCAAGUCAACGUUUUAGCAACACCUAAAAUUGAAUUCGAUGCUAAAUAUCGUAAACAAAUUGUUGUUGAUGUUAAUUCGUCUGUACGUAUUCCAUUUGCAUUUUCUGGUUCACCGAAACCUGAAUUGACAUUGAGUCGUUCUGAUGAAUCGAAAGAAAAUCACGCAACACUUGAUCUAUUCGAAAAUAGUGGCACACUUCUUUUACGGCAAGUAACACGUCCAGAUACUGGCGUAUACCGUUUACAAGCAACAAAUGAAUGUGGUACAGUCACGGCACGUAUUGAUAUUCUUGUCCAAACAGUUCCAUCACCACCAGGUGGACCAUUACAAGUAACAGCAAGCGGCAAAGAUUAUGUUAGUCUUGCUUGGCAUACUUGUGAAGAUGAUGGCGGCAGUGAAUUAUCAGCAUUUAUCAUUGAAAAACGUGAAGAAAAUAAAGCAAUUUGGACAAAGGUUGUACAAGUUCGUCCAACGAAUACCACAUAUACAUGUACUGGUCUACUUGACAAAACAAAUUACUUCUUUAGAAUAUUAGCUGAAAAUGAAAUGGGCAUUGGUGAACCAUUAGAAUUAGAACAUGUUAUUAUGGCUAAAUUACCAUAUGAACUUCCUGGUUCACCCGUAGGUCCUGUCAAAAUUGAUUCAAUUAUUCAAACAGGCUGUACAUUAUCAUGGUCACCAGCAACAGAUGAUGGCGGUGCAAAAAUUACAGGCUAUGUUAUUGAAGGGAAAGAUGUUAAUCGACAAGCAUGGAUACCAUUGGAAAAUGUACCGGCUAGUGAAACUACAGUUGAUGUAAGACAAUUAAAAGAAGAUGCAACAUAUACUUUUCGUAUUAUGUCGAAAAAUAUUGUUGGUCUCUCGCAACCACUUGAUAGUGAAUCUGUAACAUUAAAACGGCCAAAUACAGUACCACAUGCUCCUGUACCAUUUUUUGUUAGUGACGUUGAUAUUGAUAGUUGUAUAUUAGAAUGGGAAAUACCGAAAUUUAGUGGUGGUGAAAAUAUACAACUGAAAAAUUUCAUUAUUGAACAACGUAUUGGCGAUAAAGAAUCUACGCCAUGGAAAGUUGUUGCUGAACCUGAUGCAUUUUUAACAAGUACUAGAAUUGGACAUUUGGUCGAAGAAAAAGAAUACUAUUUCCGUAUUAAAGCAGUGAAUGAAAUAGGACAAUCAAAACCAACUGAAUUAACAAGACCAGUUAUUCCACGCCAAAAGAGCAUUGCUCCAUCAGCACCUAUCGGACCUAUAAGUACACUAAUGGUAACACGAGAUUCAAUUACUAUUAGUUGGGGACCGUGUAAAGAUGAUGGUGGAAGUGAACUUAUCGGUUAUGUUAUUGAAAAACGUGAUGCUUCAAGAAAUACUUGGCAACGUAUUGGAUAUAAUGAUCCCAGUACAUUUACUUAUACAACAACUGGACUUAUUGAAGAUGCUGCAUAUCAUUUUCGUGUAUAUGCCGAAAACUCCGUUGGAAUGUCAUCACCAUUGGUAACAGUUGAUCCUAUUGUUGCUAAGAGUCCAUAUACACGUCCAGAUAAACCAGAAGGACCAUUGAUAACGAAGAUUGUUUCAGCGAGUUCAAUUGACUGUACAUGGCAACCACCAUUAAGUGAUGGCGGUACAACAUUAACAGGCUAUCUUAUUCAAAGACGUGAUAUAACAAGACCAAUCUGGGUUAAAGCUGGACAUGUCAAUGGUGAUAUCUGUCGAUUUACCAUAAAAGAUUUACCCGAUGAAGGCUCAUAUUUAAUACAAAUAUUUUCUGAAAAUUCUGAAGGUCAAUCACUAGAACCGUUAGCAAUAGAACAGCCGGUUAAAUUAAUGCGUAAAGUUGAUGUACCUGAACCACCAGCUAAACUUGAUGUUAUAGCUAAAACAGAUUCAUCAAUAACAUUACAAUGGGAAAUGCCACGUAGUGAUGGUGGUAGUCCAUUGACAGAAUACUUAUUAGAAAUGCGUGAUAAGAAAGGUAAAAAUAGUGAAUGGACACAAGUACAAAUUUUGCCAACGAUAACAACAAGUUUCCGUGUGACGAAAUUGAAUGAAGAUGUCUAUUAUAAUUUCCGUAUUAAAGCAGCCAAUACUAUAGGAUACAGUGAACCGAAAACACUUGAAAAGGCAGUUAAGCCAGACAAACAAAGUGAACCACCAUCUAUGCCUGAUAAACCAUUGGAAAUAACAAAUAUCGAUUCAACAUCAAUAGCUUUAUCAUGGAAACCAUCAUCAUCGAGUGGUUCAGGUGAUUUAUUAUCUUAUAUUAUCGAGCGUCGUGAUGUUUUGAAAGCUAAUUGGACCGCAGUUAAAAAAGUUUCAUCAAAUCAAUACAAUCUUCUCAUAUCAGAAUUAACUGAAGGUUCAAGCUAUUAUUUCCGUGUUUGUGCUGUAAAUGAAGAUGAUCUUCAAAGUGAAUGGCUUGAAUUAGAUGGGCCUGCUUUAUGUCGCAAUCCAUAUGAUGUUCCAUCACCACCAAAAAAUCUUGUUGUUAAAGAUAUCAUUGGGCAAACAGUGACAAUACAAUGGGACGCACCAGAAAAUGAUGGUGGUAAACCCAUACGUGGCUAUAAUAUUGAACGACGUGAUGUACAAAGAGCAACAUGGCUGAAAGAAGGACGUUGUAAAACAACAACAUUUGAAAUUGAAAGUUUACCAUUGGGUGGGCAACAUUUAAUACGUGUAACAGCUGAAAAUGAAGAAGGUCUUUCAGCACCAUGUGAAAUUGAUAGAGCUGUACAAAUCGAUGCUAAAGAUAUUUCAAUACCGAAACCGCGUGACGUUGAAAUCGGAAAAGUGAAAGGACAAUCAUUGACGUUAACAUGGCUACCAGCUACAGGAUCAUUACAAGAUAAAACUGAUACUAUAUCAAGUUAUGUAAUUGAAGUCUGGGAUUCCGAAGAACAUGCAUGGCGUGAAUUAGAAAGAGUUGAUGCAUCAGAAACAUCAUAUACACGCACAGAUUUAAAAACAGAGUUAUCUUACCAAUUUCGUCUACGUACAUUAACACGUAAUGGUCGACGCUCAUCACCAACACGUGAAACACAAGUUUUAUCACUUAAGCGUACUAUUGACGCCCCAGAUACACCAGAAGCAUUGACAAUAACAGACAUAACAGAUGAUUCUUUCAUACUUAAAUGGCGUGAAGGUUCAUUAAAAACUAAACGUUAUAUUGUUGAGAAACGUGAAGCAUCAAAAAAAGUUUGGGUAACAGCUGGUGAAACAACAGAAACAAGUAUUUGUGUUGAACAUCUUAUGCGUAAUGUUCAAUAUGAAUUACGUGUCUUUGCUCAAAAUGCUUCGGGCGAUCGUUCAAAAGAAGCAGCAGUAUUAUUAAUUCAAUUUAAAGGACGACAAGUACCUCCUGGUUUAUGUGAAGAAUUGAAAGUUAAAGAACAUAGUCCAACUGCAUGUUUAGUUACAUGGUUGCCACCUAGUGAUACAAGUAAUGCAUCCAUUCGAAAUUAUAUCGUGGAAAAACAACAAGUUGGUCGUUUAACAUGGCAAACUGUUAGUGAUUCAUCACAAACGUGUACAUGUCUUGUAAAUGAAUUAACACCAAAUGUACAAUAUAAAGUCCGAGUAGCUGCAAUCAAUGAAUUUGGUCAAGGAGAAUUUGUUGAAACAGAACCCAUACAAAUUAAAGAACAGAAUAUUCCACCAUCAAAACCUGUUAAUCUAACUGUGACGGAUAUGACUUACUCAUCUAUUGAUGUAAGUUGGUUAUGUCCACGUGAAUUUGGUUCUAAACCAAUAAAACAUUAUGUAUUAUAUCGACGUUCAACAAAAGCCGGUUCUGAAUGGAAAUUAAUUCAUCGUGUAAAUCGAACACAAUUAUCAUAUACAUUUGAUAAUCUUGAUUCGUCAUUAGCGUAUUCUUUACGUGUUACAGCUGAAUCUGAUGCUGGUGAAUCUGAAUCAUGUGAAUUACCAACACCUGUAUCUCCUAAGAAGAAAGCGAAACCGCCCGCAAUACCAGAUCAUGUUUUUGUUCGUACAAUCGAUGAUGGUAUUAUUAGUAUACAAUGGAGUGGCUUAGAUACAGAUAAUGAUAAUCAAUCUGAACAAAAUUCAAAUUUACUUGGUUAUAUUGUUGAAAUGAAUGAUGGUAGAGAUUGGGUUGAAGUUGAACGCACAGACAGUUUUACACGUACAUGUACAACAACACAUUUGAGACAAGAUACUGAUUAUAGUUUUCGUGUAUCGGCAUAUAAUCGUAUUGGACAAGGUCGUUCGAAAGAAAUCGAUACACCUGUUAAAGCUAAAUCACCAUUUUCUAAACCAGGUCAACCAUCCGGUCCAUUAAAUGUAUCAAAUUUAACACGAUCAACUGUUGAUCUAAACUGGUCACCAUCACCAACUGUAAAUGAUAUACCGAUAACAAAUUAUUUUGUUGAAAAAUUUCGUGAUGGUAUUUGGAUAAAAGUUGCACGUUUACCACCAACAUCAACAUCAUUAAAAGUAUUUAAUUUAAUUGAAAAUAAAGACGUAUUAUUUCGUGUAUCAGCUGAGAAUCGUUUUGGUAUAAGUGAACCAUUACAAUCAAUGCAAGUCAAACCAAAUCGAUCAUUUGAAACCAAGCCGCCUACUGAUCUUGAUUCAACAGCAGCUAGCUAUUUUGAAAAGAAUUUAAAUCAUAAUGAUUUUAAUUUUCUUUUAUAUCACGAUAGUCCACCAUCGACAACAUUUGAUACAUUGAAAUUUGGUGAUGAUAUUGAAGAAUAUAUUAAAAGUGUUUGGUAG
Molecule: messenger RNA, 17430 nt
Organism: Rotaria socialis
Lineage: Eukaryota; Metazoa; Rotifera; Eurotatoria; Philodinida; Philodinidae
Source: the annotation of a GenBank genome assembly